Molecule: messenger RNA, 1140 nt
Organism: Amoebophrya sp. A25
Lineage: Eukaryota; Dinophyceae; Syndiniales; Amoebophryaceae
Source: the annotation of a GenBank genome assembly
GCAAAAGCGCCGAAUGAAAAUUCGUCGCUACGAGAACAGCCCAAUACUGAUCAAGCGAGCAAUCGACAACAUACUGAUCAAGCGAGCAAGGCUAGAAAACGGUCCACGCGGAUUGCCGAGCAAAAGUGUACGAGAAUAAAUGCGUUAACUAGUACAUAUUACGUUGUACUUGCAAUUUGGACACUCAAAGCUAUGACUGUAAGUUUACAUAGAUACAAAGUGUGUCGCCGAUGAUAAAAAUGUAGAUGUUUGCACUCUUGCGAUACGAAAACCGCAAGGGACGAAAUGCAUGUCAGACAAAAAAAACGACAGGAAAUGCAUGGUAUGUCGCAAUCUGAGGCAAGACUACUCAUAGAAGAACUUCUGAGUUUCAAAGGCGCAAAAGGAGCAGAUAUGGAACCUUGCGACGACAUGCAAGCGAACACGUACACACCAGACGGAGAGAUCGGAGAGAAGCCGGAGAAUCCAAGGCAAAAAUGGUCUGGCUAGUAAGUGAAGACACGAUGUCAAGUUAUGCAUAUAGCAAACGCGAAACAGAAUCUGUGCUGCACGUUUGGCUAGGAGGGCGAGAGCUUUGCUUUUGAUAGGGCGAAGGUCGGAAUCAGCAUCGGCUGCUUGUGAACGCAUAGAAGUCGUGGACGCCUAAAAAGCGGAUGUAGGGAAGAGAUUAGCGCUAAUGCGGACGGCAAAGAAGAUCGGAGUGCGAGAAGCAUUGGCGAUAUACGAGAAUACGGCCGAAAGGCAGGUGAGGAGCAAGGCGGAUAUAGCGAAGCACUUGGUUGGCAUGCCGGAUAACAAGUUCUAACUAAUCGCAGCGGUGGGACAAGUAUCAUAUGAUCGACAACUGGAUCAGGUUUGAGCCAGAGCGUCUCGAAAAUGUGCAAAGAUAUCCAAAAGAGCGAUCCGAAGCCGUUUGACUACACUUUCCACAGAGGUUGGCUGUCACUACAACAUGCUUCCAUCACAACAAAGAACGCCAGAGACGGCGACCAGAUUUUUUAACUUCACGACUCUGACAGAGCUACACCUCUAUUAUAAAUAUAGUCGCGGUCGCGACUAUCGCGACUAUGAUAGUCUGCACGCUCGUCCUUGUGGGAAUCGAAUCUGAGACUAUCAUGAUAGAAAAGUCAAUUGCAGCAU